This is a messenger RNA of Bufo bufo (common toad), 872 nucleotides long. RefSeq names its product ribosomal RNA processing 1B (gene RRP1B). The annotation marks the transcript as partial. The record is from RefSeq and is a predicted model, not a curated record. NCBI's taxonomy places the organism in Eukaryota, Metazoa, Chordata, Amphibia, Anura, Bufonidae. The transcript has 4 exons.
GUUCUCAGGAUACCCUCAAUGAGCCGGCGAAGAAGGGGAAGCGGCAGCGGACGGUUUUGACACCAGAGAAUCCCCCAGAGCCGCCUGCACCCAAGAAGAAGCGCAAGAAGAACGCCCCGAAUCAAGUAAACGGAGUGACCCAUGAACACCCCAGCAUCAGAGAAGAGACAGAAGAAUGUGUCCUGCAGUCACCUCCAGAGCCAGACGCCUCACAGGAGAGCAGCUCCACCACCGGGACACGGCUGAGGCGGAGGAGGCGCAGCUGUCUGCUCAGGCUCGGCCUCAGUGUGUUACCCCUCCGGGGGGCAUUAAUGUUGAGGAGGAGGAGACUGAUCCGGGAGCAGAGGAAGAUCAGCAGUAAAGCAGAUCCGAUGAUGAGUGCGGACAUAGUCACCUCCACCCCGGUGUGCCCCUCCCCCCCACACCAGGAUUUCAUCACUUUCCAGAAGUCAGAGGUUCCCAAACCCCUGUAUGUAAAAGGCGCGAAGAGCAGAGGCCGCCCGAUCAGCGCAAAGGUGAAGUGUAAAUCCAAGAAAGUGACAUUCAGCCUGAACAAGAACAUGACAGCAGAGUUCAAACGGACGGAUCGCAGUCUCCUCGUCAGUCCGACUGGUUCUUCCCGUGUUCCCUUCAAUCCCAGCCAGAGGCCCCAGCAUGGCGUCCUCAAGACCCCAACUCCGCCCCGCAGCCUUGCUCGAAGAGCUAGAGCGGUAGACUUCUUCUGAGUGCAUGGGCUGUGGCUGGGCCCCCCGCUCGCACACUGACUGUGGCUGGGGCCCCCGCUCGCACACUGACUGUGGCUGGACCCCCACACAAUGGACAAUUAUAUUGCCUCUUCUGUGUCGGCUGCAAUAAAUAUUUUUACUGAAGGA